CAUGGAUGCUAGCGAAAGAAAGAUAAUGUCCACGUGGCUGUAUCAAUUCUGGCUCUUUUCCUUCACAACUGCGAAGUUUUGGGGGAAGGGUCCACGAAAUUGGACGGCACAUCACCUUGGAUUUACCGACCAGCCAUUCACUUCUUCAGAAAGUGCUCUCACACCAAGAUACCCCUUGGAAGACCGUAUGGAUGUCGGUGAGGGUAGCUCGAGCUCGAACGGACUUCCUCUUGGACACCUGACGCGGCCAACAACGCUUUGUAAUUGGGCCAUCCACGUAUUCCAAGAAGGCUAUGAGGGUGCGUGGUCUGAGACAGAUCCAAUACAUGACAAGUACGCAGUAGACACUGGCUCUGGUUUGAAGGAUUGGCCUCCAGCUUGGACAGCGCCACCUUUCGAGGCACGACUUCGAAACAACAUCGAGAGCAACGACUUCAGUAGCUUACCCGCUGAAACCUUACCCAUGGCAAUAUCCCAGGUUGCUAAGGCCGCAGAAAAAUCACCCAACGAGCUCCUGAAGGAGGCCUUGGGUUUUGCUAUCAUGGGUCGGAAUAUUGAGCUUAUCGAAAAUCUCUGUGAGGAGAUACGUGCUAUCGACUUCAACAUUUUCGCAGAUCUCUAUCCAUUCCACCUUGCAACAAGCUAUCUAGAUGGCUCCAAGACAUGCUGUCAUGUUCUGGAAACGCUCAAGUUCUCAAUACUUGAAACGAAGAAACUCACUGUGGACAAUUUCGGUCAUACGAUUCUCGAUAACCUCAUGAUACAAAUCCUCAAGAACCACUCCUCCGUUACUCCAGAGCUAGUUGAUGAUGCAUUACGAGGCGAAAUCCGGUUUGCAGGUGAAGAGACCGAUAUUUGCGGACGCUGGGAUGCCGACACGGAACACUAUCGAUUGCUUCUGAAAACUAAUCACCGAUCUGUGCCUUUCGAAUGGAAACAUAAAUUUUGUCACACAUCAGCGCAAGCAAUUGUUCAUUGCAUCGCGGGGAUAUCAUCGCUAUCGGGUUUAUCGAGGCGUAGCAAUGACGAUACGAUGAGUGGGUUGUUUUUGAAACAUUGCUCGCAUUGUGGGAAGAAGUUACAAUUACGCCCACUACACACCCUCGUACUUACAGCGUUCUUUCUCGGCAAGCACGGUUGUGAGGAUGAGAAUUUCUUUGGUAUGAUCGCAUGUUUAUUCACUCUCGUAGGUAUCGGUGCAGACGUCCUCGACACAGCCGAUAUCUCCUUGUCCCUUAUUCUCAGUUCCGAGUACGGGAAUGAGUGUAGUCAUAAAGAUAUCACGCCUCUGUGCUUGGCGUCUCUUUUGACCAAGGAAUUUCUGGGCUUGGAGGGCUUGGAGUGGACGGAAGAGAAACGUGAAGGAUGGUGGGUUUUCUGCGACAUCCUCCGCCGACUUGACGCCGCGUCGAAUGAGUUCAUGAACGGAGAAUAUGAACAAGAAACUGAAGACGGGCCCGUCAUCUAUCAUAACAAAAGAGUCCGAAGCACCGAGGAACACGCAGGACAAGCCACUAUGCCCUACAUGCCAUGUGAUAUCGAAUCUCACGGCGAUGCUAAACGUGGUUUCUUCAGUGACCACAGCCUUGGUCACAUAUGGGCAGCAGUGCAGGCUGAACUGCUUACUUACCGACGCGAGAAAGAUGAAGAUGAGUGGAUUUCCCAAGAUUUCGACUGGAAGAGCUUUUGUUGCAGCCUUAAAGCUGGGGAAAGGCCUUCGAUUCCAUUGUUACACGAGGGCAUGAUGAAGCCCUAUUGUGCUUGCGGCAUUUUUGGUGAUGGCUGGUCCAGGAGAGCUCGCCGCGAUGAAGUUUGUGCAUUUCAUUUCUCUAACAUGGAAGAUUGGUCUCGUUCAACAUUUCUUGAUGACAUCCAGUUUGAAGGUUUCGACUUGAGAUGAUAUAAGAGUGCCGCAUCGGCAUGUUUAUUUUCCUUAACCCCAUUUCUUAAACAUAAAUCUAGUUAGAAAUGCAACUCUGCCAGUAGAAUUGCAUUUAUCGAUUCCCUUCGUAGAUCCUUCAC
Molecule: messenger RNA, 2022 nt
Organism: Mytilinidion resinicola
Lineage: Eukaryota; Fungi; Ascomycota; Dothideomycetes; Mytilinidiales; Mytilinidiaceae
Exons: 2
Source: RefSeq, a predicted model, not a curated record